AUGCAUGUAGCGAGCGAGGGCCAUGAAUUCCAGAUAUUACCUGGUAUCUCAGUCCUUGAGCGCUGGAGUACUUUUGAAGCGCUAGACGUCAAGGAUGAACUGACUUCUGCGGCCAACGCCCUACAACCUAUUGUGAACAUGUCAAAGUUAAAGUUGCCGAAGCGCAUAAGGUUGCCGGACAGUAGUGACCAAUCAGCUGAGGAACGGAAGUCGCACACGCCGUCAGAUGAUAAGAGAGAAGUUGUAUAUAUUCGACUACGCCGGGGUGAAUGUGCCAAACAAGUUGUGCUUACGUCAGCUGAAAAAUAUUCAUACGCGAAGGCGAUGUUAGAACCACUGCUCAAGCAUCUCUCCGAGUUGUCCAGUGCCGAUUUCUAUCAGGAGCUUAAAGCUUGGAAAGAGACUGUGGAAGCUGGGUUGAGCAGGAGGGAGGCUGCUACUGCUAACACUAGGGACAUUGGCGACAACGAAGACGAUGAGGCCGAAGCUGAGCUGUACUCGUUUCUAAAUCCUCCUUCUGAUCUGUCUACAACUAAUCUCAUGAAUGCGCUACAAAAUACGGAAGGUGUGACAGAUGGUAGCAGCGAUGCUGAACAUGGCGGGCUUGAACAAGCUGAUACACCGACACCUCCAGGUUCAGACGUACCAGCUCGACAAGUGGAUAUUAUAAACGUUCCAAAGCCGAAAACGAAAGGAAAAACACGAUCAAACCCCAAGCAACUGAGACAGACAAAGAUUGCGACUCGUCUCGCCGUGCACAAGUACCCUAGCGACCUGACGGUGCAGCUCUACGAGUUUGUCAUCUGGGCACGGAACACGUCAAGUAUGAUACUUGUGGCAGAAAUGGUGAACAAGUAUUUAGUUCAGCUGGACGACGCGUACCUCAGGGCACGUACUAUUGAAUGCGGCUGGGAGGCAAUGAGACCAGCAGCAUAUAUGCAUCCAUUUGUAAUUCCGGGACCGCUAGAGCUGAACUGCGGGAACCAGACCCACUUGAUUAUUCCAUCAAGAAGCAGGCAUCCAGCUCGAUCUCGUGGCGUCUAUCGAUCCCAACCUGUGGAAUACGUGGGCGCUGCAACAACAUUCUAUUAUGUGAAGACCAAGGUGCGUCAAUGGUUCGAAGACCGGAAAUGGUUAGAGCAGGAUUGGCGAAAGAUUGUCUCAGAUGUGGACUUCCUUGCUGUGGAGACUGGAACUAGUGGUUUGUCUUCGGACGCUGUGCGCGCCCGGCAUUGGGCCAUGGCAAAUGAGGUCAUUUCGAAAUUCGCGUCAUGUCGCCUGAGUGCUGAAUUUGUGACGCCUUCUAGAGGGUGCUUCAUCACAUUUGAAAACGUGGUGGGUGCCCUGUGUAAAGGCUGGCUGAAUGAUAGCCCAAUUGACUUCUGCCUUGAGGUCAUUGGUUCCACGGCAGAGAAAUGUCACGUGCUGUCAUCGCACACGACGUCAACUGGGAGGCCAAAGACACCAAAGAAACUUAUAACCGAUACCAAGUUUAUCAUCCAGCCGGUCAAUUUGAAAAGGAGCCAUGGGGGAGUCGUAAUCACGACAUUACACUAUCUGGAAAGUGCUGAUAUUUUACGGGUACAUCCCUACCUGUAUGAGCCCCUCAUCGACGAAGAGUACCAUGAGGAUAUGGAGGAAGUUUGGAAGGGCAUUAAGGACCAGGAGAAUAAGGUCGUUAUGGAAGGGCUUCGCGGUUUCGUGAAGCGAUGGUGCCAAGCGUCGACACCCACAACUAAACUACGCAUAGAUCCGAUUCAGUGGGUCGAAGUUCCGCAGCAACCUGACUACGCGAGCUGUGGAGUGUUUGUUGUGGCACAGGCUUUCAGUUAUGUACAUGGGAAUCUUCAAUGGCAGCACAAUAACAUUUCCAAGACCGACGUACAGGUUAUGCGUCUGCGAAUGCUGUGGUUGAUCCUAUGUAAGUCACGCGAGAGCCCCAUGGCUCGUGGCAAAGUGGAAAGGAUGAAGAAAAUUCAGGAUCAGCUACUGAAAGAACUAAAGUAG
Molecule: messenger RNA, 2007 nt
Organism: Phytophthora nicotianae INRA-310
Lineage: Eukaryota; Oomycota; Peronosporomycetes; Peronosporales; Peronosporaceae
Exons: 3
Coding region: 1-2007 (668 amino acids)
Biological process (GO): proteolysis
Molecular function (GO): cysteine-type peptidase activity
Source: RefSeq, a predicted model, not a curated record